Molecule: messenger RNA, 582 nt
Organism: Penicillium digitatum Pd1
Lineage: Eukaryota; Fungi; Ascomycota; Eurotiomycetes; Eurotiales; Aspergillaceae
Gene: sec11
Product: signal peptidase complex catalytic subunit SEC11
Cellular component (GO): signal peptidase complex; membrane
Molecular function (GO): serine-type endopeptidase activity
Source: RefSeq, a predicted model, not a curated record
AUGCUAUCCUCCCUCUCCUCUAGCAUCACAAAUGCUCGGCAAUCAAUUGCUCAAGUGCUGAACUUUGCGCUGGUUCUUUCCACGGCCUUUAUGCUGUGGAAAGGCCUUUCGGUCGUGUCCGCAUCAAGUUCUCCAAUAGUUGUGGUUCUAUCUGGAUCAAUGGAACCCGCAUUUCAACGGGGCGACCUGCUCUUUCUUUGGAAUCGAGACACAAGGGCGGAGAUCGGAGAAGUUCUCGUUUACAAUGUUCGAGGAAAGUCUAUUCCGAUUGUCCACAGGGUUGUUCGCACCUUCCCUGAGGUAGAAGGACGUGCGAGCGCCAAGAAGGUGAAGGAAAUUGCAGUUGACACAACACCCAACACGCAUAUGCUCCUCACCAAGGGUGACAACAAUUUGGCAGACGACACUGAGCUAUACGCUCAAGGCCAGGAUUAUCUUGACCGCGCGGAGGAUAUUGUUGGCAGUGUCCGUGGCUAUAUUCCCAUGGUUGGAUACGUUACUAUCAUGCUCAGCGAGCACCCCUGGCUCAAAACAGUAAUGCUUGGACUGAUGGGACUGAUGGUGAUGAUUCAGAGAGAGUAG